Molecule: messenger RNA, 828 nt
Organism: Paramecium octaurelia
Lineage: Eukaryota; Ciliophora; Oligohymenophorea; Peniculida; Parameciidae
Source: the annotation of a GenBank genome assembly
AUGUUAUCCUAUAAAUCUUUAUAUGGAAUUGCUAAAUUCAACCAACUCAAAGAUUACUAUGCCAUACUAAACAUCUCCAAAACCAAUGAUCAACCAACCAUAAAGAAAGCAUACUAUGCAUUAGCCAAGAAAUUUCACCCAGAUGUUAACCAAGGCAAGGAGGAUAAAUUCAAAGAAGUUAAUGAAGCUUAUGAAGUAUUCACUGCUCUAUUCUCAGGUUUUGUCUGAUGACAACAUAAAAAAGGAGUAUGAUGCUGCUAGAGCACCCCAAUCCUAAAAUAGUCAAACCUAUUAAUAGCAAUAAUAUAAUGACUCUAGGAAAUAUUAAUCUACAUCUCAAUAGAGAUAAAGUUAGAAUUACACGUAAACUCAUUGGGUGUAUUAUUAGUCAAAAUCAAUACACUAGAAAUCAAUUUGAAGAAGCCAUAAGAAGAGCAUAAGAACACUUAAAUUAGCAAUAAUAGUAUAGACAAUAUGAGAGAAUGAGGGCUUAGUAAGAGUAUGAGGAGAGGAUCAGAUAGGAGGAAAUGUAUGCAAGAGCAAAAGAUCAAUAAUAUAAGGAGUUCGCACAUAGAUAUUACAAUGAAAAUAAAAGAAAAACUUUUUAUUCAAAGGAGGAAAAAGAAGCAUAUGAUUCAUUUGUUAGAUAAAGAGAGUUCGAAGAAUCAAUAAAAGAAAAGAUUGUAUUUAAACAUCUAUGUCUAGCAAGAUUUUAAAUAAAAAGGAUAUCAGGUUAUGGAUGGAUUCCAAAACAUCUCCAAGAACCUAGGCGAUAUUAAGGGAAAUUUAGGUUCAAUAUGGAAUACUAUCAAAGGAAAAAAUAGAUGA